This is a messenger RNA of [Torrubiella] hemipterigena, 2964 nucleotides long. The record is from the annotation of a GenBank genome assembly. NCBI's taxonomy places the organism in Eukaryota, Fungi, Ascomycota, Sordariomycetes, Hypocreales, Clavicipitaceae.
AUGACGAUUCCAAACCACACCUUUGGCGCUGACUGCCGCCUUGCGCCGCUCGAGCCGUCCAGCAGAGACGACGACAUCCCCGCGCUCGAAGCACAGUAUUUCUACUCCUCUGCCAUUACCAUUGACGAUCCCAACUGGACUAGUGCCCCUUCCGACGUCAACGGCAGCGGCGCGGGCAAAUCCCAUCUUCGCGCCUUUGGGCGUGGCGACAAUAACGCCCUGGAGAGAGCAUGGCGGAGCUUAAUGUCCAAAAACGACCGAGCCCUGCACAAUGACCUCAAGAAGAAACCAAGGCUCGACAACGGGGACAUUCGGUGCGAUCCGUCAAAAAGAGACGACAUUGUCCGUGUUUUGGGCCAGAGACACUCCCAAUUACACCUCAAUGGGCUGAAGACGGCAGCAGCUCUGGUCCAAUCCCCGACAUUGAGAGCUGAUACAAAUAGUACUGUAUCCUGCUGCGAGCAGCUCGCCACCGACAUCACUACCGAAAUUGACCAGACGUUUUGCUCUGAAGUACGACACGCCGACCCGACGUUGCAGGUUGAUAUACUCGCACACGAUGUUACAACACUCGUCACUCGCAAGUCUUCCAAGGACAGCAGUGAUGGCAAGGCCACAACACCGACCGCAAUGGCAAUCCAUCCCAGAAGCAGUGGUGAACGUGAAGGAAUGCAGUCGCUCUCUUCGACGCCUCGCUCCGGACUCAAAAUGGCUACCAAGCAUCACAUUGACGCCGAGCACGAGCAUGAAGCUGGUGGACGGUCUAGAUCUCUAUCCCAGGCUACUAAUCGUUCAAGUCACACAACUACUGGCUCUGGGCUUACUGGACAGCCGUUUGUACGCGCUGCUGCUCGCGACGACUCACGACCACCAAGCGCACCCUCUCAACCAACCGAGGCUACUGCUGCUACUACUACUGCCAAACCAAGUACACCAAAAGGCGACAACGGGCCAAAAGAAACCAAAGUGCAGACCCUCGAACCAGAACAACAGUCGGUGCUACAGGUCACAGUGGGUGUUUCCAAGCUCCAUGUCGUCUCGUUGCCAACCCUGCAAAUGAAGCCGAUUUACUGGUCGCCUGUGAAUGAUGUUGCCGUUGUGACACGAGCAACAUGGUUUUACAGAGAUACAAUGUUGCCUGUGACCCCAGUGGUAGCCAACCAGCUCGAAGCCGGUUUCCAAGAGAUGCAGCCGUGGACCGAGACAUGGCGAGACGAAGUGAGAUGUGCCAUCGACAUUGGUCCAGAUGGCGAAGAAAAGCUAUCCCACCCUCUAUGGCCGAGCCAGAACAAAUCCCGCAAAUCGAUUAAGCAGUCAGAGCUUCCAACAAUCUCAGCUGACUUGUUCUGCUCCUCUCACUGCUCCCAAGGCGACGCAGCCGCGCAAGGCAGUAUUGAUACAAAAUCACCCCAAGAACCAAACAGGCCAUAUGCCAACUACCACGUCAUAUACAAGGAUACAAAGGACGCGUUCUUGCUCAAGCCCUCUCUUAAACCCUCUGCGUAUUAUGGAAGACGGCCGGUCUACGCCAUUGUCAAGGGCUUUGCAGUUGGUAUUCCCGUCACUCGCGGAUUUGAUCGCGAGAUUUGGGACCGUUAUCGUCUGAACAAGUUUGGCAAGAAAAAAGUAGAAGCUGAAGAAGGCGUGAGCCAAGAUUUUGCAGCCGAAGCUUCUCUAUGUACAGCUUGCGAAGUAGAACGAGAACGCGGCCAGAUUAGCGACUUGGUUCUAGUCGCCCACGGAAUCGGUCAAAAGAUUGCCGAACGAGUCGAGAGCUACCACUUUACGCACGCCAUUAAUAGUUUCCGGCGCUCUGUAAAUACGGACUUGCAUUCGCCCUCUGUGCAAAAGGUGAUGCGUGAUGGAUGCAAUGGACUCAUGAUCCUGCCGCUCAACUGGCGUAUGGGCAUCUCUAUUGAAGAAGACGACAUGCGAGAAGGCGGCGACGUCAACGCGUCCACCAAUUCGUUUGGUCUCAAAGAUAUUGAGCCGGAUACCAUCCCCGCAAUCCGCAGCAUGAUGUCAGACGUCAUGUUUGACAUUCCUUUCUACAUGUCGCAGCACAAGAACAAGAUGAUUUCGUCGCUAAUCUACGAAGCCAACCGUGUCUACCGGCUCUGGUGCGCCAAUAAUCCCGGCUUCGCCUCUAAGGGCCGCGUCCAUCUUAUUGCACACUCUCUCGGUAGCGUCAUGGCCGUUGAUAUCCUCUCCCGCCAACCGACUUAUGUCCCCGAAAUCGACCUCAAGGCACCGAGCCCCAGCUCACAGUUCCUCGAGUUUGAUACCAGCAACCUCUUCUUGCUCGGCAGUCCAGCUGGCUUCUUUAUCCUUCUAGAACGCGGUGCUCUUCUUCCCCGACGCGGCCGACUUAAGCCCGGUGCAGACCGCGCAGAUGCCGCCUCGGAGAGUGUCACUGGUGAAGCUGGCCAAUUCGGCUGCGUAGCUGUCAACAACAUCUACAACGUGCUCGCCAAGGAAGACCCCAUUGCCUAUCUUCUCAACGGCUCUGUCGACGUUGCCUACUCAUCGACCCUCAAGCCCGCCUAUGUCCCGAGCUCCGUACCCUCGCUUCUAACCAGCAUGGGUAACGCGGUGCGCCAGGUAAUUCCCGGCAUGACGCCCGCCGCUGACCCUCUUGCACAAGAACCUGAGCGCCCAUCUGCUAUCCGGCUGCCGUCGCAGUUGGAACUUGAAGUGCACAACUUCACACGCGAGGAAAUCGCCGAGAGGAAGGCAUACCUGCUCAACGACAACGGCCAGAUUGACUGGUACCUUCAGUCGGGCGGUGGUCCCCUCGAGAUGCAGUAUCUCAACAUGCUGAGUGCACACACCAGCUACUGGACAAACCCAGAUUUUAUCCGGAUGGUGUGCCUCGAGAUUGGCCGCAAGCCUGGCCGAGCAAACACGUUUCCUGUGAUGCGAGCCGCUAAAGCAGGCCGACGAGGCAAAAAGGCGACCAAGUAA